This is a messenger RNA of Anoplopoma fimbria (sablefish), 2224 nucleotides long. RefSeq names its product transmembrane protein 128 (gene tmem128). Lineage: Eukaryota; Metazoa; Chordata; Actinopteri; Perciformes; Anoplopomatidae. The transcript has 4 exons. The record is from RefSeq and is a predicted model, not a curated record. Bases 73 to 567 code for a protein of 164 amino acids.
UCUAACAGGAAGUGCCGUCUUAUCAGCAGUCAGCCUAUAGAGCAGGUCUAAGUUAAAGAUAGCAUCAACACAAUGCUUAACGACAAUGAGUUUGUAACGUUGCGGAAUAGAUUUCAGAGAGAUGCGGAGUUUCUCAUGCAAACAACGACCAAUGGUGACGAAGAUGAGAAGAGUCAGGAGGAAAAAGAUGCUAAACCUCUCCCUCGCAUUAACAGACACACCAUUUUCUGGAUCGUGGCAUCUAUAGGUGUGACCUACUACGUGGAUUUCCUCAACAACAUCAUGGAGAAUGAUGAUAUCAAAAGUUGGUGGUUCAAUGUGGGCCUGAUACUCCUUGGAAUCUGCCUGUCUCUGGCCAUGUUUUGCAUUGUGUACCUGGAGUGGUUCAAAGGCAUCCAGCACUACGACCAAGCGUAUCCUGCCAUUCCUCCCAUCACCACUGCAGCCUUUAUAGCUGCAUCUUGCAGCCUAAACAUGGCCCUGUGGCCAGUGUGGUCCUUCUUCACUCCACUUAUCCUCUUCACACAGUUCAUGGGUGUGGUCAUGUUUAUCUCUUUGCUUGGAUGAAUGUGACAGGUGAGGAUAAUACCAGCUCUGACAUUUUGAGUUUCUCAAAAUGUGUUUUUAUUGAAUGAAUAACUUUUUCUGUGGCCUUACAUUGUGAACAUUUUGUGAAGUGAAGUAUUGUCAUUUAAACAUUAAAUAUUUAAUACCAAUGUCAUCGUAGAAUCUGGACUUUACAUUAUCUUGUUAGCCACAAUUUUGAGUUUUCUUAUAAUAGUUUUCCUCCAUAACAAACUUAAUUGCACUGUAAGAAAAAUGAUUUCCAAAAACCUUAGACAUUCCAGCACAUAAAUUAAACACACACUGUGACCAUAAUGGUAUACAGACACAUUUUAAAACAAAAUCUGGAAACACAUGCACACAGCUCCCAUCAUUUCUGUAUUGAUGCUUUUGGCUGAGCAGGUCAGCAUGGUAGGAUCAACGAGCUGAAAGUUAAACCAUCCCAGUUUAUGAUUUAUCACUGAUGUGUUUUCACAAAGAAACAAUGAUGACUAUUUCAAGGAAUGUGUUGCAUUGUGUUGAGCGUUUGUCAAACAGCGCUUAGGAUUAUCACCAAUGUCUUUUUUUUCACAGCAGACAUUUGGCUUGUUGUAAGAGGAAAAGGUGUUCCUGAAUAACAGCUGUUACUGAUAACAUGAACGAUGUGUCUGAUCUGUUUAAAUGUGUUUCAGGAAGCUAUGACACUGAGCCACCAUUCACAACACCAGGGGCCGUAUUCACAAACGUUCUGAGAACUUAGCCUAAACAUAUCUAGAGUCUUAGUUUAGGAUUGAUUUAGAAAACUUUUCAGAGCAACUCUGAGCAAAGAAGGGACAAAUACUUAGUGAGGAGGCGUUGUUGACCCUUUUGCUAUAUGACACAUUCUUUUAAAGAGGUGUGAUUGGUUGAUCCAAAAUAAAAAUGCACUCCGUGAUAAUGGGCAUAGAAUGGACAGUGAAAUCGAUAUACCUGAUGAUUUUAGUCUCUAUUCAGACAUGAUGUUUUUUUGUUUUUGUUUAAAUGGCUCAGCUUUCAUCCGUUUCUGUGAUUGUGAUCCAGUCUAUAUAAAUAGCGUCGUUAUUUGGCAUGCAAAUCUAUAGACAAACUGUUGCAUUUUUCCACAUGCCAAAUAUCUUAGUGUUGUAAUCACUUUUUUAUUUCUGGUGUUACAGCGUUAGGUGGGAGAUGUGAGUGCAUCUCUAAUGAGAUCAACCGCAAACAUUACAACAAUAGAAUCUCUAGUGAUUUAUAAACUUACUGUCAUUCAGUAUUUGGAGAUUAUUUCUACUUCUGUCUUUCCAUCAUUUCCUCACAUGCUUGAGAAACUCUUAAAAGUCUGCCUCCGUACUCUCGCUUUUUCACCUUAGCAGCUCUCAUAGAGGGUAAGAUGCUUUGUAAAUAACUUAUAUCUUCACCAGUUAAUUCUUAGAAAACGUCAUCAUCACAACAACUCUAAGAAUUUGCUUAGAAUUUCGUCACUAGGAGAAUCUCUUUGUACCAGGAAGCUUUAUGAAUACGGCCCAGGACACUGUAACUGAAGCAAAUAAAUGACUUUUCUGUUAUUUAUAGUGUGCUAUUUUUGUCUUAAGUCUAUAGUGACCGGUUGAAAUGUGCUGUUAAAAUGGCAUUUUGUAUUUAUAUGUAGAAAAAUGUGUAUAAGUAAUGGAGUAAAAGUGUUCUU